AUGUCCACUGACAAGCAGCAACAGUACGAGGAGUUGAAGCGUCGUCGCGCGACGACCCGCUCGCAGUUAACAAAGUUUAAGACAUUCGUAGAGGCCUUAGACGCGAGAGAUCGGGCGAGCAUUAUGCAGAUGAAGAUUCGGCUGGAGCGAGCGGAAGCAUUGUGGGAUCGUUUUGACGAGACGCAAGGCGCGAUAGAAGCGCUGGAUAAUACGCCGGAUUUCAUUGCCAAGCAGGAGGGGGAGCGAACGGCUUUCGAGAACGCGUAUUAUGAGGUGAUGACGCGGGCGCGAGUGAUCAUGGCUGAGAGCGAACAACCACAAGGUCGGCGCGUGUCGGUCGAGGAAGAGGACGUAGAUGUAAACAUCGCAAAUGAUGCCCGAGAAGUCAGGGCUGGCAACGUGGGAACGGUUAGGCUGCCGACGAUGAGUCUCCCGACGUUUAACGGCACCUAUGAGCAGUGGCAGGCAUUUCAUGGACCGUUCUCCGCGACCAUCGAAUCGAUUGAGAUCACAGACGGGAACUACCAGAGCGCGCUUGACCUAUUGAAGAGGCGAUACGAUAAUUCACGUCUCGCCACCCGUCAUCACAUUCGCGCCAUCUUCGCAUUGAAACCAGUGGAGAGGGAAACGGCGGUAGCUUUGCGGGGGCUCACGGACGAAGUGCAGCAGAGGUUAGCCGCGCUGACUGCCCUCAAGGAGCCAACAGAGCACUGGAGCACUAUCAUCAACGAGUGGAUUCUUUCGAAGCUCGAUUCGGUAACCAGCAGGGAGUGGGAGGAGAAGUCCGUUCGCGAAAAAUUGAAUAAAACUGAGGACUUGCUCGAGUUUCUUGAGGCAAAAUGUUUUAUGUUAGAGUCGAUGUCGGGCGUGAAUGAUAAAAGGUCAAAUGUUAAGGUACAGAAAGGUGUUUCACAUGUUGUAACGACUGAUAAGGCUGAAUGUAAAUUAUGUAAGGGCGGCCACAAGUUGUAUGCGUGUAAGGUUUUUAACAAUAUGUCAGUAGAAUCGCGAUGCGCCGAGGUCAGGAGGCUUGGGUUGUGCUUUAACUGCCUUAACCGAGGCCAUUCAGCAAAAUAUUGCAAGGCCCGCCAUUGUAAGAUAGUGCCAUGUCAGGGAAGACAUCAUUCUCUUUUGCACCCAGGCCUUCGGCUUGCGGGAGGUCAACCAACCCCGUCGACGCGGGGUGGCCUUGACGAGGCAUCGAGUUCUUCAUUGGUCGCGUGUGCUUCCCAGCGUAGCGAAUCCGCGAUCAUACUAUCGACAGCGCUUGUUAAGAUUAGAGACAAUGUGAAUGAGUGGCGCGAGGCGCGUGCCUUGUUGGACAGUGGCGCAACACUUAACUUUAUUACCGCGGAGCUCUGCGAAAGGUUGCGUUUACCCGAGAUUAGGUGGGAACAGAUGAUAUCAGGAUUCAACGAGCAGACAACGUCCACCAAGGCGUAUGUAAAAACAGUUAUAGGAUCGCGUCUUUCGAAUUAUGAGCAACCAGUCAAAUUAAUAGUUAGUGAGUCGAUCACCUGUCCCCUUCCCGAGUCCCGCAUCGAUUUGAGCUGCAUUCAGAUUCCCGAGUCUAUAUCCUUAUCGAACCUUGCGGACCCCCGUUUCAACGUGCCCCAGCGGGUUGACUUGCUGCUGGGAGCAGGCAUUUUUUGGUCCUUGCUGCGCGGCGGACGGAUUCGAUUGAGUGACUCGCAGCCUAUAUUCCAGAACACUCAUUUAGGAUGGAUCCUCGGGGGGGGGGGGAGUCUCGCGGGCGGCUCCGGCGCGAUCUCCGGUGAUUUGUUGCAGCGCGACGGACGGCUUGAUGAAUCAACAGCUACAGAGAUUUUGGGAGAUAGAGAGAUGCGAAUCAAGAAGGUUGUUGAGCGCUGA
Vollenhovia emeryi is the source of this 1872-nucleotide messenger RNA. RefSeq lists its product as uncharacterized. The transcript is spliced from 2 exons. The coding region runs from base 1 to 1872 and encodes 623 amino acids. The record is from RefSeq and is a predicted model, not a curated record. NCBI's taxonomy places the organism in Eukaryota, Metazoa, Arthropoda, Insecta, Hymenoptera, Formicidae.